AAAAUCAACUGUCAACUAGUUAUGUUGAAAAUAUUGAUUAUGAUUAAUUUAACCUUAUUAACCAACAUAGCUUUGGCUGGAUUUUUUGCCCAGUUCAACUUACAUAGAUGGCUAGUUAAAGAUGGACUCUGGAGUAGACGUAGAUCAAUGAUGAUGCCAAUGAUGAUGAGAUCGGGCAAAGGAUCUAAAAUGGAAUCUCAAACUGAAAUGGAAGAUGAUCCAUGGAAUCCAAUGGAUGAUGUUCCAAUGGAAAACCUAAUUCAAGAUUCAUGGGGAUCAGAAUCUAAAUCAAGUCAACCAACAUGUAACUGUAACUGUGGUGGAGGUAAAGGCGAUAAAAAGAUGAAGGGUAAAAAGAGUAAAGGUGGCGGUGGAACAAUGGCAAUAGUGAUUCCCAAAUAUGAAUAUUUUGACGUUCCGAUGGCCAAAGAGAUUGAGACCGAAAGCUUGGGCAAAGUUAUUGAAAAAUCAGUUUCUUACAAAUCCGGAUGGGGACAAAGUGGUGGUGGGGAUUCUGGAUGGUGAUUACUAUCUAAAUCAGUAAACCAAGAUCAAAUUUCAAUUGUAUUACGAAUUAUAAUUACUCUUCUGUAUUCAAACCUUCAAGUACAAAUACUUGCUUUUUAUUAUCCUUAAAAAAGGCGUCAAGCUUUUGAUAAAGAGUGAAAUUUCAA
Tetranychus urticae (two-spotted spider mite) is the source of this 674-nucleotide messenger RNA. RefSeq lists its product as uncharacterized. NCBI's taxonomy places the organism in Eukaryota, Metazoa, Arthropoda, Arachnida, Trombidiformes, Tetranychidae. The record is from RefSeq and is a predicted model, not a curated record.